AGUAAAAAAUAGAGGAGAAUAUAAAAUCAACAUUCUCUCUUUUCCAACUAACCCUUUUUUUUCUCUCUCCAAAAAAAUCUUUGUUCAGAGAGAGAGAUUCUGAUCGGAAAACCUUACUCCGGUAAACGGAAAAAUGAUGAAUCUAACGAAACUCAUCUCGUCCGCCUCAUCAUCAUCAGCGGCAUCAAGAUCUAAAACCCUAAUUUCAUCAUCCUCAUCGUUGCUCAACCGUUCAUUCUCCACCGAUGAUUCGAAAGUUUUAACGAUUGAAACCUCGAUUCCGUUUACUGCACAUAACUGUGAACCGCCAUCAAGAACAGUAGAAACAACAGAGAAAGAAUUGCUAGGUUUCUUCAAAGAAAUGGCGUUAAUGAGACGUAUGGAAAUCGCAGCAGAUUCGUUGUAUAAAUCCAAGUUGAUUCGGGGAUUUUGUCAUUUAUAUGAUGGACAAGAAGCUGUAGCUGUUGGUAUGGAAGCAGCGAUAACUAAAAAAGAUUGUAUUAUAACAGCUUAUCGUGAUCAUUGUAUCUUUUUAGGUCGUGGUGGAACUUUAGUUGAAGCCUUUAGUGAAUUGAUGGGGAGAAGAGAUGGAUGUAGUAAAGGGAAAGGUGGAUCUAUGCAUUUCUAUAAGAAAGAUAGUGGGUUUUAUGGUGGACAUGGGAUUGUUGGUGCACAAGUUCCCUUAGGGAUUGGGUUGAGUUUUGCUCAGAAAUAUAAUAAAGAUGAAGCUGUUACUUUUGCUAUGUAUGGUGAUGGGGCGGCCAAUCAGGGGCAAUUGUUUGAAGCUCUUAAUAUUGCUGCUCUUUGGGAUUUGCCUGCCAUUCUAGUUUGCGAAAAUAAUCACUAUGGGAUGGGAACGGCAGAAUGGAGAGCUGCGAAGAGUCCUGCUUAUUAUAAGCGUGGAGAUUAUGUUCCUGGUUUGAAGGUAGAUGGUAUGGAUGCUUUUGCUGUGAAGCAGGCAUGCAAAUUUGCAAAAGAGCAUGUUCUGCAGAAGGGACCCAUUAUUCUUGAAAUGGACACUUACAGGUACCAUGGGCACUCCAUGUCAGAUCCAGGCAGCACAUACAGAACCAGAGAUGAGAUUAGUGGUGUGAGACAGGAGCGUGAUCCAGUAGAAAGAAUAAGGAAGUUGGUGCUCGCGCAUGACCUAGCAACUGAAAAAGAGCUUAAGGAUAUGGAGAAGGAAAUUAGAAAGGAAGUGGAUGAUGCCAUUGCACAGGCCAAGGAGAGCCCAAUGCCUGAACCUUCUGAGCUCUUCACCAAUGUUUACGUUAAGGGUUUCGGUGUUGAGUCCUACGGAGCAGAUAGGAAAGAGGUGAGAGCUGUACUCCCAUGAAGAAACAAUAACUGCCUGCAAAAAUCAUUCCUACAUUUGAACUAAUAAAAGAAGCCAGAUGAACAUCCUUUGGCUUUUUUGUUUUUCCUGUAAACUCCCGGUUUUAUUGUAUAGAGAAGUUACUUCCAUCUUCUAGAUUUGUGACAUUAAGAAGCUCAAGCAUCAUCCAUGUUUGCCAGUGCUUGGAUUUGGUAACUCUUAGUACAAUCUUCUUUAGCUUGGAAAAUCUGACAAAAGAUUUUGGAGAGUGUUCUUCGUUGGCUCCUUCACUUGGAACUUGUUCACGCUUAUAUUACACGGAUGUCUACAUUAUAAUGAGUUUGUGAGUGUUCUAAGUUCCACCACUGACUUCUAUAUUAAAACUGUCUCAUCUUUUGGUUC
Messenger RNA from Papaver somniferum (opium poppy), 1717 nucleotides. RefSeq names its product pyruvate dehydrogenase E1 component subunit alpha-1, mitochondrial-like. Gene Ontology annotation, molecular function: pyruvate dehydrogenase (acetyl-transferring) activity. The record is from RefSeq and is a predicted model, not a curated record. Gene Ontology annotation, cellular component: intracellular membrane-bounded organelle. The transcript is spliced from 8 exons. Lineage: Eukaryota; Viridiplantae; Streptophyta; Magnoliopsida; Ranunculales; Papaveraceae. Bases 134 to 1336 code for a protein of 400 amino acids. Gene Ontology annotation, biological process: pyruvate decarboxylation to acetyl-CoA.